Messenger RNA from Anthonomus grandis grandis, 2335 nucleotides. RefSeq names its product adenylate kinase 8-like. The transcript is spliced from 3 exons. Gene Ontology annotation, molecular function: ATP binding; nucleoside diphosphate kinase activity; AMP kinase activity. Gene Ontology annotation, biological process: nucleoside triphosphate biosynthetic process. NCBI's taxonomy places the organism in Eukaryota, Metazoa, Arthropoda, Insecta, Coleoptera, Curculionidae. Gene Ontology annotation, cellular component: cytoplasm. The record is from RefSeq and is a predicted model, not a curated record. The coding region runs from base 28 to 1452 and encodes 474 amino acids.
ACAAUUUAAAACGUUAAUCAAGCCAAAAUGACCGAUCCAUCUAAACGUCCCCUUCAGUUCCCAAAAUGGCACAUUCCCUACUUAGAGAAGCACCGUAUCCCCGAGCUUUUUUACGAAAUUGCCCGGGAACUAGUCAUUCAAAAGCCAGAAGAUCAUCUCCUCUUCAUAAAACAAAUCCUGCAGCAAGCUUCUGCGAGUCGAGACUCCUCGAGGGUUAUCUUAAUCGGUUCUUUAAAGAUUAACCGUGUAGCAGUAGCUGAGCAUAUGGCCAAACUUACUCAGCAAGUAGUCAUCACAAAGUCUGACUUAAAAAACAUUUUUGAAAUAUCUACUCGUUUAAAAGCAAACACUGUGGCUAAAGCUCUCGCCUGUCUAGUGCGUAGCCAAAAUAUUUCUAGUGAUGGUUGGAUUAUUGCUGAUUGUAUUAACACAGAAGAGGAAGCGAAAGCUUUAUUGAAAUUAGGAGUGCUGCCCACUCACGUUAUCCAUCUUAUAAUACCGUUUCAGCCUAAACUAGAUGAACUACUUUACUGUGAUGUUCCAGAACAAUGGCCCCAACUAAGAAGAAAUCUUUUUGGCUUAAAACAAGUUUUCAAUAAGAAAUUACGAGAGAUACCAUUGACUGACAAGGAUCUAACCACUCUAGCAGAAGAAUGUGUGGUUAUAUGCAGCAAGAAAGAGGCAAUUAAACAUGUGAAACCUAGAGUGGUCCUCUUUGGGCCACGAGGAAGCGGUAGAAAAACUCAGGCAAAGUUAUUGCAAGAGAUGCUCGGCUUAGUACAUGUUGAUUUUGAAUAUUUAUUAUGCCAAGCCUGGAUAUCUGAGACUGAGCUAGGAGAAAAACUAAGGAAGUGCAAUAGAAGAGUCUGCUUCCACUCAGAGUUGCUCUGCCAAAUAAUUAAUAAAAGAAUACUAGAAAAGGAUGCUCUGGAUAAUGGAUGGGUUCUCACUGGAUUCCCUUACACGGUCACUGACUUACAGUUUUUGGACUCAUUACAAACGCCUCCAAACAGGAUAAUAGUUCUCGAAUUGGAUUUGAAAAUUGCGGCAGAAAGAAUAAAUAAUAGAUAUACUAAUGUGUAUACAGGAUCGAUAACAAAAUUGAAUUUGCCUCAAAGUGAGGAUAACAAAAAGAAAGAAGAACGCAUCGAAAUAGGCCGCAAGAUUCUUAAACAGCACCCAAAAGACACAACAAAACUGACCCAAGCUGAGCACGAUUUUUACUGCCAAAACUAUGGAGAAAUUAAAAAGUAUUGUGGGAGUACCUUUAUGGUUGUAUGCGGCGAGCCCCACGAACGAUGGGUCUAUGAAUGUAUUGUCGGGCACAUAAUAGGCCCCAAUCCACCUGGACCUCCAAGGAAAGGUUUUGGUGUUGAAAUUCCAGAAGUAUGCAGCUGCGACUGCAUUCAUAUACCUUCUGCUAUUACUAAGACAUACACGAUGAAUAUUUAAAUUUCAUACUAUAUUUUUAUAUAUUACAUACAGUGGUGGCCAAAAAAAUAAGAGUGCCUGGUUUUAUUUGAAUAUUUCUAAUAAUAUAUUUUGCUACAUAGAGAAAAAAACAAUUACGAUUUCAUAUUUGUACAACAUAUGCCAUCAUUGAUAAAAAAUAAAUACACAUUAUUCUUUGCUAGUUUAAUUUGUAAUUAUAAACAAAUUUCUUAUUUUUUACAUGUUUUAUGGUGGACGAAAAAAUAAGAGUAUUUUUCUAAAAUGGCCAUAAAAAAUUAUAAUUACAAUGUACCGCAAAACAAACGACAGCAUUAGAUAAGUCAAUACUUGGUAGAAUAACCAUUAUUCUUGAGGACGGCUGGGCAUCUUCAUGGCAUCGAAUUGAUCAACCAUUGAUUCCAUACAUCUUGUUUAUUUGUUGUUUUUUUACAAGCUACUUGGUUUUUCAGUUCCUUUCAAAGGUUUUCAAUAGGGUUAAGGUCAGGCGAUUGUGAUGGCCAUUCCAGAACCGAAACCCUAUUUUGUGUAAACCAUUGUUUAACAAUGCGUGCCGUACGUUUAAGGUCCUUAUCUUGUUGAUACAUCCACCUUUUAGAGAUAUUUUCUUCGGCAUAUGGUAGCAUGACUCUAUCCAAUAUAUCCAAAUAAAUUUCUUUUGUCAUGGUCUCUUUAAUCCAAAAUAUGGUACCUACUCCAUUGUAGGAAAAAACAGCCCCAUAUGAUAUUUCCACAUCCAUGCUUAAACUGUGCCUAUUGUGCUCCUAGGAUUAUAUUGUUCAUUCUUCCUCCUUCUAACGAAUAUUCUUUCAUCUGAUCCGAAUAAGUUGAUCUUCGUCUCAUCACUAAAAAGAAUGUUGCACCAAUUUCUUUGAAAAUUUUUAUU